Molecule: messenger RNA, 1065 nt
Organism: Pneumocystis carinii B80
Lineage: Eukaryota; Fungi; Ascomycota; Pneumocystomycetes; Pneumocystales; Pneumocystaceae
Exons: 3
Coding region: 1-1065 (354 amino acids)
Biological process (GO): translational initiation
Cellular component (GO): cytosol
Molecular function (GO): protein-folding chaperone binding
Source: RefSeq, a predicted model, not a curated record
AUGGUAAAAGAUCUUAAGCUAUAUCGGUAUUUAGAGAUUGGUCCGGAAGCGGAUGAGAAUGCUAUACGUAAGGCAUAUCGAAAACUAGCAUUGAAAUAUCAUCCGGACAAGAAUCCAUCGGGUACGGAGCGAUUUAAAGAAAUUAGUCUUGCAUAUGAGGUUUUGAGUGAUCCAAAACGUCGACAAUUAUAUGACCAAUAUGGGCUAACGGAAGGGCAACCCCAGGCAGGACCGGGCUUUUCGGGGGGACCAGGGGGGUUCCAAGGGUUUUCCGGACGAACCAGUAAUGGACAAUCAUUUUUCUUUUCUACAGGUGGACCGGAUGGAGGAGCACGAUUCCAUCCAUCAUCUGCAGAAGAUGUAUUUGCAUCAUUUAUGAAGAAUUUUGGAGGAGCAUUUGGAGGGGAAUCGGAUGAUUUUGGCAUGGGAGAAAUGUCAGGUGGUUUUGGAAGGUUAUUUAAUAUGGGAGGGAGUGCAGGUGUACAUGGAAAUCAUAUGGGAUUUAGAGGAAAAAAGGAAGAGCCAGAAAGAGAAAUAGUUACAAAGGCGCUUCCGUUAACCCUAGAAGAAUUAUUCACUGGUACGACAAAACGUAUGAAGAUAAAACGAAAAGUUUACGGUAGUUCGGGUACAGUACGUCAAGAAGAACGUUUCCUAGAAGUUCAAAUAAAACCAGGAUGGAAACCCGGUACUAAAAUUAAAUUCGCCAGAGAAGGCGAUGAAAAGCCUAAUGGUACGGUUCAAGAUAUCCAUUUUAUCAUUGAGGAAAAGCCACAUACGAUGUUUAGAAGAUCGGGUGAUGAUUUGAUCACCGAAAUGAAUCUUACUUUGGUCGAAGCGCUUACUGGAUUCUUAAAAAUGAUUACUACUAUUGAUGGCAAGCAUUUAAAAGUUACAAGUGCUAAUCCGAUACAACCUAAUCAUGAAGUUUGUUAUCCUGGUCAUGGUAUGCCACUUUCGAAAAAUCCCUCCACACGUGGAAAUUUAAUCGUUAUUUUUAAAGUCGCAUUUCCAACUACACUUUCUCCCGAGAAAAAAAACGCACUCAAACAAAUAUUUUCCUAA